AGAUGUCCUAAUAAAAUAAUCGGUUUUGAGUACGAAAUUUAAAAGAAUAUCGGUGAAGAUUCGCCGUUACGUGACCCUCAUAUAAGAUCGUCAGGAGGUUGAGUUAGUGAUGUCACUGAAGACGGGAAAGAUGAAACCAGGGAAGAAAAUAAGAUGAGUGGCAUGCCAGCAAUGUUGUUGGGGCUGGUGGAGGAGCUGGUGCAAGAUUUUGGAGAAAGUGCCUGGGUGAUUUUGCAGGCAGUGGGCCUUGGUCCACUACUGCUCAGACUGAGGGAGGAGGUGCGAACAUCAUCAACAAGGGCUCGUAGAAAAUCCUUUGUGCGUAUUGUGGGCUCGGUUCUACCACUGAAGCCAGUGGAGAGACCGUAUCUAAGGUUCGUUGCCCUGCGAAGUUUGAGCCAAUCCUGUGACUCCUUGUACUCGGGCCAUACCCAGGGCACAAUCGAUCCAAAAUGGCUGGCAGACACCGAACGCUCUAGAUUUAGGCCAAUAAUAUCAAGAUGUGAGACAGCUCCAGACCUAUUUGCCUUUGAGCAAGCAGAAAGAGAGCACCUCAAUGGGGAGUCAUCACCACGCUCUUCAACACCCUUCAGCAUCACUUCCGACCUGGGAUUAUGCAGGAAUCAGUACCCGUCCGAUGCAGCUCCCAAUGCUCAGAUGCACCAUUCCUCUUUUCAACAUUCCACCAUACAUGCAGCAUCACCAUUUACGGAUCCAGCAGCCAUAGCUAAAAUAUCAGCCCUGGAGGAUGAGCUGGCAAAACUACGUGUACAGAUAUCCAGUAUCCUAAGUCAGAGCCAGAGGCCGCUGACUCCACCCUCAACUCCUAUUCCGGGCGACCGAUCAGGGUCUCCUGUCAGUUCUUUAGCACCUCCUCCUCCACCUCCUCCUCCACCACCCCCGCCACCUCCACUUCAUCCAUUAGGACCACCUCCCCCUCCACCACCGCCUCCACCAGCCAGCCAGAGUUCGAAUUCUCAAGAUGCUCCUUUGCGCAAGCUAUCCUUCGCAGAACUUAUUGCACAGAACAAAGGCAGCAUCAACAAACACACAGAACCUGUGGAUAUUCCUGUUAAUCAGAGCAGCAACUCUGGAGCAGUAUCCAUGGCAGAUGUUCUUAAAGGCCUGAACAAAGUUAAAUUAAAACGUGUGGCUAGAUCACCUGGUGGAACACCAAUACGAGACAGAGCGAAGUCCCCAGUUGGAGGUGACCCCGCAGCUAUUAUUGCAGCAGCCUUGAAGAAACGCUUUGCGAAGAUGCAUGUUGAUUCACCAGAAAAGGAAGCAGAUGAGAGAAAUGAUUUUGAUUCGUCUCCAGAAUCAACACCGAAAACUUCUCGCAGAAUUAUUCUACCUAAGCAAAAUUCAAAUCUAGCAAAAUCAGAUAAACCUGUACGUAAUUUAUUACCAAUCUUGAAGAAGCCAACGCCUAGAUUUCCUAAAGAGGAAAACUCACCUAAACCAGAAUCACCUGUACAUAAUUUGUUACCUGUAUUGAAGAAGUCAACCCCCAGAACCCCCAAACCUUUACCAAAAGAAGAGCAGAAUAACUUACCUAUUUUUGGUCAGCAUCUCCUGAAGAAGAGAAGUCCACGACCAAUGGAAAAAAGAGACAGUGUGAGUCCAUCCAGUGAAGCCUCGGACCUUUCUCGGUGAUAGUGUGAAACAUCUGCCUUGUCGUGGUCUGUGGAGACCAUUUCUGUGGCCUUGAAUCUUCGCCAAAAAUUUCCAGGGAAGGACAUUCCCGCUACCCCAUGCACAUUUUGGUCCUGCUAUACUGUCAUUUACUUCAGGUUUUGGUGUAAGGAAAUUUUAGGAAUGGUGAAUAGUGCAUAUGUACUGACAUGUUUUUUGUUUGAUUUUUAUGUAUAUAUUAUACAAGCACACAUGUACAUGCGCGUAUACAUACCUACAUUAUUACACAUACAUUUAUGUUGAUGUGUAUUUUUAUAACAUUCCACUCUGGGUCAUCUGAAAAUAUCCCAAAUUGAAAACAUGUUCAUUCCUUUGCCUUCCAACUUGAACUUAUUUUAAAUGUAAGUACAUAAUGAGUCAGUGUUAGUAGUCCCAAGGCUGUGAAUUCAUUAUUGGAAUGAACUUCAUAACCUAAGCACACCAGUGCAAGUAACAGGGCAUGGAUUUGUUGCCUUUUGUUACAUACCUUUUAGCAUGAGGUCAUGGUUUAUUGUCAUGGAUUGCAUGGCUCAUGUUGUCUCUUCCAACCUUCUCACACAAGUGCUUUGUAUCAUGCACAUAUGGCAUUAGAUAUGUUUUGUCUAAAACACAUGCCAUUUUUAGCCCUGGAAUGGUAUUUAGUCAUUUCAUACUUCUUUGGGUGCAAGAGAUGUGUUGUUUAUUUUGCUCAAAUAACAAGCAAUCAGAGAUGGGUUUUACUCACAUCCAUUGUGUCCACCCCUUAAGACUUCACAAUACUAAAUUCUGUCCUUGUCUUAUGUCUUCACUUCUCCACUCAUCUUAUUGUAUUAUAUGCUCUACCUCUCCAAUUUCCUUAAUAAAGGAAUAUUCUUGGAUUUCUGUACUUAUUGCCAGUGUCUGAGGGACUUGUGGGUUGUUGACAACACAGGCCAGUAUACGCCAGAGGAAUAUCUCUUGCCAGGUUGAUCAACAAGGAGCUUUGAGGUUGUCUUCUGUAAGAAUACUGCUGUAGCAUCAUGUAAAUGCUUCAUCACUGUUGCUUUCUUGAACAUGUGCUUUGUUAUCUCAGUGGACAUCUUGAGAUGGCUGUCUUUAAAUCUGUACUUCAUUAGCCUAUCAUUUCAUCAAAAGUGCAACCAAAGUUUCCAGCUUUGCUCUAACAAGUGCCAAAAAUAGAAAGUCAAAUGUAAAGUCAGCUUUGUAUUUGUAAAUAUAUAUUACAUUGUAAGAAUACAAUGAAUGUUUGUAUUCUCUGUGCAUUCCCAAUCUAAAAUAACAGAAUGACUGUUUUCCAUCCUGAAUGCCUUAUGGAUAGCUAGAGAACUGCCUUUCAUUAAUAUAGAAGCAAAAGACAGUGUGAAGACAGGAUAUUGCUUUGCCUGUGUAAGCAUGGUAAACGUAUGUAGCAAUAUAUGUUAUUUUUAUCUAUACCAUAAUGAUAAUUAUUAUUGUGAGUCACUGAUAAUCUUAGCAAUAUGUUAUCUUAAAUGAUUUUGUAUGCAUUUAUUUCCAGUAUUUAUUUAUUGCCUGUCCUAAUGAGAGUUCCUUUAAUGUAAUUAUUAUGGCAAACGUGGUUAUCAUUAUUGUUGUUACUAUUAUUUCAUUUCUGUUCUUUUUAAUGUCUGUUAUUAUUAAUAUUGAUAACAGUAAGAUUAUGAUUGUCAGCGAUUCUUGUAUGGUGGUUCAUAAUGUACUAAUAAGUUUUAACAUUAGGUAAAAGGUGAUUGAUGGACAUGUACAGACUUGUUCUAAACAGUGAGAUUAGUAAAUAUUAUGUAAUUUAUGAUGUGUAAAAUCAUUACCAGAGUCAUGGUUAUUUGAAAAUCAGCAAAAUGAUUAUAUUUCCAUUUUCCAUCACUUCCCAUAACUUGCAGCUUCUCAGACCAUUUUAAGGGUUAGAGAAUAAGAUGCAGCUUAGAAAUACUAAAGGCAGUCAAAGCUACUUCAAAACAAGUGCUCGUUAUUUUGGUUAGUUUCACUGGGUAAUUUUUUUUGCUUCUUUGUUAGUGUGCAGUAUUUGUGCAUUUUUUUCUUUCUUUUUCUUCACUGCAUUUAUUUAUUAUGUGGCAUAUGAAGCGUGGAUAUUAGCACUGCUAUCUAAGGUAAAAACCUUAGGAGUGAUUCUUUUUCUUCAGUAAAGCAUUUACUGACGGUGAUCGGCAGAAACUUGUUUAAAUGAUGAAAUAUCUCUCAUCCUUCCAUCACAUUGAAAGUUCAUAUCUCAUGACUCCAUAACUUUUUCCGCUAUUUUAAGUGACAUAAAAUUAGAAAGGGAGUAAAUGAAAAGUUGAACGACGUGAAUAGAUAAGCAAAAAUCUUUGUUGUGUCUGUGAGGUUUACCACAGAAAUGAACACUAUAUUUUUAUAUACCAAUUAGCUUUUCUGUAGAGCUGUUCUGUGAUGAAGGAAGCAUAUCAGUCUUGGCACAAAGUAAUUAUUUGAAAAUAGACAAGUUCCUUACAAAAUGUGUGCAUCAUACAUCAGUAUUAUUGAAGGUACUGAUUUUGUGAAGCAUUUUAGAAAAGGUUGGUAUUUAUUUGGAAAUGAGUAAAGUACUGAAUACAAACUAGGAAGAUAGUAUUUUGUAAUACUCCAUAUCUUAUAUAUUCAAUAGCAUUGAUGUAAAGGUAGAAUUGGAUAAGGUGCUUAAUGACAAACUCAUGAACUGAAAGUAAUUUAGAAAACCCAUACUAUGCAGCAUGAACAUGUAAUCUCAUAAUUCUCAAUAGAUGCACAAGAAGUAUGCUACAUUAUGUGUUUAUGCGUAUGAGAAUUUUGAAAGUGGUAUCAUUCCUCACACUUUUUUUUUUUUCCCCCUUUCUCACUCUUCUGUUGGGGUUUUCUUCUUUCCUCGCCAUUUUUUAAUGUACUCUUAUUCUAUGAAUCAAGCCAGUGUCAAAGUUAUUCAAAGGAAGAGUGGUUUAUAAUCUGUGAGUAUCAUUGAUAGAUAGUUAUAAAGUUGCAAAGGCAAUAAUGCCUUUGCAUUUUUAAGAGGAAUUAUUUUAGAAGAAAGUUUUCAACCAUUAAGAUCGAGAAAAUCACUUUUGUUGAUAUACUGCUGCUUUACCAAGAUAGAAUUGCCUUUAUAUCUCAAGUGCUAAGGUUUGUCAACUUUGCUUCGUAAUGCAAGCAGGAGACCUUGUAAUCAUAUUUUUGCUGAGCAUUUUUAUUGUGUAUUUAUAUGAUAUCUGGUGCCUUGUAAUGUGAUGCAUUAUCUGUAGUCAAUAUUACAAAUGUAUUUUUGUGAAUAUUGUAACUAUUUUGACAUAAAUAUAAUGAAAAUAUGA
Penaeus vannamei (Pacific white shrimp) is the source of this 4943-nucleotide messenger RNA. RefSeq names its product mitochondrial fission regulator 2. Gene Ontology annotation, cellular component: mitochondrion. The record is from RefSeq and is a predicted model, not a curated record. Gene Ontology annotation, biological process: aerobic respiration; mitochondrial fission. NCBI's taxonomy places the organism in Eukaryota, Metazoa, Arthropoda, Malacostraca, Decapoda, Penaeidae.